GUCGACGGGGGCGGUUAUUGGCGAGGACCCCGGAAGAAAAUGCCGUGCCCACUACCCAUCUUCUCCCAGAUCUGCCAAUGCUCCGCGAAAGUUUUGCAGCAAGAGAUAUACUUUGGUAGUUCGGUUUCCGGAGGUUUCUUCCGCAGAUAUGCUCAGGAAGGAAACUACUAGAGACGCUCCUAGCCACGAUCCUAGUAUCUUCGUGACAAUGGUUGGUCCCGUUCCCAGUCUAGGCCGGAGUCCUGAGGAACUGGAACUCCCGAUCAUGGGCCUACUAUUGAGCCCAGCGACAAUGAGGAUGACGCCACGCGACGCAAGGAGAGUAACUUUAUUCGCCCAGCUUAUCGUAACGAUCGCAGCUGGUAUCAACCAUCAAGUCCCGGGCCCCCUCCGUACUAAACCUACUCUCCGGCAAAAAAAAUCCGGUCCUGAGCCAAGCUUCUUCACCACGCCCUCCGUAUGAGGAAGGACAUAAACUAUCGGCGACAGCGACAGCGGGGUACCCG
This is a messenger RNA of Aspergillus ibericus CBS 121593, 506 nucleotides long. RefSeq lists its product as uncharacterized. Bases 149 to 463 code for a protein of 104 amino acids. The record is from RefSeq and is a predicted model, not a curated record. The transcript has a single exon. Lineage: Eukaryota; Fungi; Ascomycota; Eurotiomycetes; Eurotiales; Aspergillaceae.